AUAUCUGAAUACUCAAGUGAUCUGAUAGACUACGAUAUGAUCCGCAUAUAACCCUGCGACUCUGUUAUUACUAUCGUGCUGGUGUUUUUGAAUAUUAUAGAGCUUGUUAUAGAGCAAAGAGUGAGCGAGUGAGGGAUAGCAGAGAUCAGCGAUGGACACGCAGAAGCGGUCACGGUGGAGAGAUGAAGACGAGGAUCCGGAGAUACGCGAACGAUUGCGCGCCGAGAAGAAGAAGAAGAAGAAACUGAGGCAGGAGAAGAAAGCCGCUGCUGCUGCUGUUGGGUCUGAGAAAGAUGUAUCUACUUCUUCCGCAGCUGAACCGACGACGAGCAAAGCAGAAGCAACUAACGCUACACAAUCUACAGCAACCAACCUCGACCUCACAGCAGACGGCCUUUUAAAAUUCAAACCCCGCCCGAUCCAAUCCUGCCGGAGCGUGGAAAACUACGAGCGCCUGAACCAUAUCGACGAAGGCACAUACGGCGUCGUGUUCAAAGGCCGCGAGAUGCACACAAACCAAAUAUUUGCGCUGAAAAAACUCAAGCUCGAGAAAAAUUCACAGGGGUUCCCGAUCACUAGCUUGCGAGAGAUCCGCACGUUGCGCGCGAUUGAACAUCAGAAUGUGGUGCGGAUUGAGGAGUUGGUGGUUGGUGGGUCGUUGGAUCAGAUAUAUAUCGUGAUGGAAUACGUCGACCACGACCUCCGCGAGCUAAUGAAAGCAAUGCGCGAACCAUUCCUCCAAUCCGAAGCCAAAACCCUCCUCCGCCAACUGCUCUCCGCCGUCGCCUACAUGCACGCACACUUCAUCAUCCACCGCGACCUGAAAACCUCAAACCUGCUAAUCACAACCGCCGCCGUUCUCAAAGUCGCAGACUUUGGCCUCGCGAGGUACUACUCUGACCCGGUCGAGAAGAUGACGCCGUUGGUUGUCACGCUGUGGUAUCGUGCGCCGGAGCUGUUGCUGGGCGCGAAGGAGUAUUCGACAGAGGUUGAUAUGUGGUCUGUCGGGUGUAUAUUUGUCGAGUUGCUUACGGGAAAACCGUUGUUUGAUGGCAAGAGUGAAAUCAACCAGAUAAAGAGAAUCUUUGAUUUCCUCGGAUAUCCUGACAACAACUCUUGGCCAGGCUAUAGCCGACUCCCACAUGCCACAACCAUAAACCCUCCCAAAGAUCGCCCGCCAACCCCCUCCCUCCGCUCCCGCUUCCCAUUCCUAACCUCCGCCGGCGUCGACCUUCUCUCGAAACUCCUCCAGCUUGACCCCAAGCAACGCAUCUCCGCCGCCGACGCGCUCAACCACCCUUACUUCUCCGAAGACCCCAAACCCAAACCUACUUCAGAAUUCUUACCUUUCCCGUCCACGUCCGAAACAAGAGUCCACGGCGACGAUAGUCCUGGCGCGCCCGCGGUCGUGCAUGGCGGUGGUGCUGAUGCUGAGGCGGGUUUGAUGUCUGAUGACGAUGACGAGGCGACGAGGAUAUUACUGGCUUCUCCUGCCGAUAACAAAAAUGGGUUAUUUAGAGAAGAUACGCAGGGAGGUGCUGGCUUCCAGCUUCGUUUUGGUUAGAUCUUUUACUUGUCUUUGGUACAGGAUGAAGAAGUAUAAUAAUGAUAAGA
Messenger RNA from Myxozyma melibiosi, 1614 nucleotides. RefSeq names its product kinase-like domain-containing protein. The transcript has 4 exons. NCBI's taxonomy places the organism in Eukaryota, Fungi, Ascomycota, Lipomycetes, Lipomycetales, Lipomycetaceae. The coding region runs from base 152 to 1564 and encodes 470 amino acids. Gene Ontology annotation, cellular component: nucleus. Gene Ontology annotation, molecular function: protein serine/threonine kinase activity; ATP binding. The record is from RefSeq and is a predicted model, not a curated record. Gene Ontology annotation, biological process: regulation of mitotic cell cycle; protein phosphorylation.